Molecule: messenger RNA, 7256 nt
Organism: Pogona vitticeps (central bearded dragon)
Lineage: Eukaryota; Metazoa; Chordata; Lepidosauria; Squamata; Agamidae
Source: RefSeq, a predicted model, not a curated record
GCUCACUCAUGCUUCCUCAUUUUUGUUGCUGGAUCGGAGUGCUCUGUGAAGUGAGACCAGAGAAUAUGUCUGUGCUACAGUUGAAUGAUAUCAAAACCAUGGGAAACGCAGAAAGCCAAAAUGUAGAACAUCAGUUUUAUGGAGAGAAACAUGCCAGCUUGGGACGAAAACAUACAUCACGCUCUCUUCGCCUUUCAAAUAAAGCAUCUCGCCGUACCAGACACGCUUCCUCAGGAAAAAUUAUUCACCGGAACUCAGAAGUAAGCACACGAUCCAGCAGCACUCCUAGCAUCCCUCAGUCAUUGGCAGAGAAUGGCCUGGAGCCUUUUACCCAAGAAGGCAAUUUGGAGGAUUUCGGAAAUGCAAUCUGGGUAGACAGAAUGGAUAUGGGCUUAAGGCCAGUUUCUUACCACACAGAUUCUUCCGUCACUCCCAGCAUGGAUAGCAGCACCGUUCUCAUGGCCGCCUCAGUACAGAGUAUGCCAAAUUCAGAAGUAGGCAGACUUUAUGGAGAUGAGUCGACCUAUUUGGCUGAAGGGGGUAGUAGGCAACAUUUGUAUCCUACAAAUGGGACCACUUUCUUGGAGCCUGUUAGUUUCAAGAAAAAACGUUCAAAAUCUGCAGAUAUUUGGAGAGAAGACAGCUUGGAAUUUUCACUCUCUGAUCUCAGUCAAGAGCAUUUGACAAGCAACGAAGAAAUCUUAGGUUCUGCUGAAGAAAAGGAUGGUGAGGAGACUCAGGGUAGAGAGGCUGGUAACAGUCGACAGCCUUUGGUCACCUGCCAGCGUGCCAAUUCCAUGAGUGACUUGUAUUCUCCCAAAAACACAAGUGCUACAAUAAAUGGUGGUCCACGAAACACACUAGGAGGGUACUGUCGGAAUUUAGCAUCUCAUGUUCCAGAUACUGAGAAUCACAAACUAUCUCCAGCCACAAUGGACAAUAUUCCUUCUUAUAGUAACUAUAACACACUCCCCUGCCGGAAAUCUCAUUGCCUCUCUGAAGGUAUCACGAACCCUAAAAUGAGCCACAGCAACAGUAUGCAUGGAAGACGUGCAAAAACGACUCAGGAUGUUAACACAGGCGAAGGGAGUGAAUUCGCGGACAGUGGAAUUGAGGGUGCCACGACCGACACAGACCUCCUUUCUAGACGCUCCAAUGCCACAAACUCUAGCUACUCUCCAACAACCAGCCGAGCUUUUGCUGGCAGUGACAGUGGCAGCUCAUCGACUGGAGAUGGGGCCCGUCAGGGAGUCUAUGAGAACUUUCGGCGGGAGCUGGAGAUGAGCAGCACUAACGAUAACUUGGAUGAAGCUGGUUCUGCCCUCAGUGAUGAACAGAGCAGUGGGACCUUAAGCUCCCCAGGGCAGUCGGAUAUUCUUCUGACAGCAGGCCAAGGGACUGUACGGAAGGCUGGAGCUCUUGCCGUGAAAAACUUCCUUGUCCACAAAAAGAACAAGAAGGUGGAGUUAGCUGCGCGGAGGAAAUGGAAGCAGUACUGGGUUUCCCUGAAAGGAUGCACAUUAUUCUUCUAUGAAAGUGAUGGCAGAUCUGGAAUAGACCACAACAGCAUCCCAAAACAUGCAGUCUGGGUUGAAAACAGCAUAGUGCAAGCGGUGCCUGAGCAUCCUAAGAAAGACUACGUUUUCUGCCUCAGCAAUUCCCUUGGUGAUGCAUUUCUGUUUCAGACUUCUAGCCAAACAGAACUGGAGAACUGGAUUACAGCAGUUCAUUCUGCUUGUGCCACAGCAGUAGCAAGGCAGCACCACAAAGAAGAUACUGUCAAGCUGUUGAAAACAGAAAUUAAAAAGCUGGAGCAGAAGAUUGAUAUGGAUGAGAAGAUGAAGAAAAUGGGGGAAAUGCAUUUCCUCAGUUUGUCUUCUGUCAGAGACUCCAAGAAGAAGAAGACCAUUCUUGACCAAAUAUUUGUUUGGGAACAAAACCUGGAACAAUUUCAGAUGGAUCUGUUCCGGUAUCGUUGCUAUUUAGCUAGCCUCCAAGGAGGAGAACUGCCAAAUCCAAAAACAUUGCUGGCCUUUGCAAGCCGUCCAACUAAAGAUGCAAUGGGCCGCCUUGGAAUCUUUUCAGUGUCGUCUUUUCACGCACUGGUGGCUGCUCGCACAGGUGAAUCUGGUGUCAGGAGAAGAACACAGGCUAUGUCAAGAUCAGCAAGCAAGCGAAGAAGUCGGUUUUCUUCCCUUUGGGGUUUGGAUACAACUUCAAAGAAAAAGCAAGGGAGACCAAGUAUUAACCAGGUGUUCGGGGAAGGAGCUGAUGCUGUAAAGAAAUCUUUAGAAGGAAUAUUUGAUGACACAGUACAGGAAAGCAAGAGAGAAAAAGAAGUGGCACUGACUACUGUCCAUCCUCAUAAUCCUGAUUCUGACAUUUGGGUUCAUGAGUAUUUCACACCCUCAUGGUACUGCCUGCCAAACAACCAGUCUGCUUUGACUGUAGUACAUCCUGGGGAUACAACAAGGGAUGUUCUGGAAAUGAUCUGUAAGGCACAUCAGCUAGAUUACUCAACUCAUUAUCUACAGCUUAAAUUCCUGACCGGAAACCAAAUGCAAUCCUAUGUACCAAAGCUAGAAGAGGACAUUUAUGAGUUGCUGUAUAAAGAAAUUGAAAUCUGUGAGAAAAUUACACAACAAAUUAAGAUUGAAAAAUCUGACAUGUCUGAUAACUAUGGUUUUUCUCUGUCUUCUGUGGAAGAAGAGGGGAUUCGCCGGCUCCAUGUGAACAGUGUCAAAGAGACGGGUCUGGCUUUCAAAAAAGGCCUAAAAGUUGGUGAUGAAAUUGUUGAAAUUAAUAAGAAGGCUGCUGAAGACCUGAACUCAACUAUGCUAAGAGAUGUUCUUGUUCAGCCCUCUCUGUGCCUUAUAGUACGAACUUACCCUGAGAGAGGGGCAGGACAGAAACUAACACAGCUACCCCCGCGCCGUACAGAGACGUCUCUUGACUUGUCCAACAGUCCAUUGAGGUCUAUAAGCAGCAGCCAAGGACACUUGCUCUUUAGCAAUCAAGACUGUGCCGAGACAACUCCAGAAGAAGCAGAACUGUGCAUUUUGGAGUCCUCUGAUGAGGGUGAUAAAACAAGCAAGAGUACGGAACAGGUUGCUGCCUUUUGCCGCAGUCUUCAUGAGAUGAAUCCAUCAGACUCUAGUGUGACCCCUCAGGAAUUUGCUGGACCUCAACAGACCACAAGACAACUAACUGAUGCUGAUAAACUGCGCAAGGUUAUAUGUGAACUCCUUGAAACCGAACGCACAUAUGUCAAGGACUUAAAUUGUCUGAUGGAGAGGUAUUUGAAACCUCUACAGAAGGAAACGUUUCUCACUCAAGAAGAGCUUGAUGUUCUUUUUGGAAAUUUGACUGAAAUGGUGGCAUUUCAAGUAGAAUUUCUGAAAACCCUUGAAGAUGGCGUGAGAUUGAUUCCGGAUCUGGAAAAGCUUGAAAGAGUGGACCAGUUUAAAAAAGUGUUAUUUUCAUUGGGUGGCUCCUUCCUUUAUUAUGCUGACCGUUUCAAGCUCUACAGUGCCUUCUGCGCCAGCCACACAAAGGUUCCAAAAGUUCUUGUAAAAGCUAAGACGGACACAGCAUUUAAGGCUUUCUUGGAUGCCCAGAAUCCUAGACGACAGCACUCGUCAACAUUAGAGUCAUACCUCAUCAAACCCAUUCAGAGGAUAUUGAAGUAUCCUCUUCUACUGAAAGAACUCUUUGCCCUCACUGAUGCAGAGAGUGAGGAACACUAUCAUCUUGACGUGGCCAUAAAAACAAUGAAUAAAGUUGCUAGCCAUAUUAAUGAAAUGCAAAAAAUCCAUGAAGAAUAUGGUGCUGUGUUUGACCAGCUCAUUGCAGAACAAACAGGAGACAAAAAAGAGGUUGCAGACCUUUCUAUGGGAGACUUGCUGUUGCAUACUACAGUCAUCUGGCUUAAUCCUCCUGCAUCACUUGGGAAGUGGAAAAAGGAACCUGAAUUGGCAGCAUUUGUAUUCAAGACUGCUGUCGUUCUUGUGUACAAAGACGGCUCAAAACAGAAGAAAAAACUAGGUGGAUCACAUAGGGCUUCAAUAUAUGAAGACUCAGACCCAUUCCGUUUCCGUCACAUGAUUCCUCUAGAGGCUCUGCAGGUUCGAGCACUGGCAAGCGCAGAUGCAGAGACCAAUUCUGUUUGUGAAAUAGUUCAUGUGAAAUCAGAGUCAGAAGGCAGGCCAGAGAGAUCAUUUCAUCUUUGUUGCAGUUCCCCAGAACAUAGGAAGGAUUUUCUGAAGUCUGUGCAUUCAAUUUUACGUGACAAACACCGAAGACAGCUUCUUAAAACUGAAAGUCUGCCAUCAUCCCAGCAAUAUGUUCCUUUCGGAGGAAAAAGACUGAGUGCUUUAAAAGGUGCAAGGCCAGCUAUGAACAGAGCAGUAUCUGCCCCAAGCAAAUCGCUCGGGAGGCGACGGCGACGGCUGGCCCGAAAUAGAUUCACCAUUGAUUCAGAUGCCAUCUCUGCCAGCAGCCCCGAGAAAGAGCCCCAGCAGUCUUCCAACAGCAAGGACACCGAUCGCUGGGUGGAGGAGCAGUUUGACCUUGGCCAGUAUGAAGAACAAGAGGACAUAAAAGAAACGGACAUUCUCAGCGAUGAGGAGGACUGCGGGGAGCCUCUGAGGAGCACCGUGGCAGAAAAAGAGCUUCAGGAACAGUUGCAGGCCGCCUGCAUUACCAGCAACCAAGCUUUCCGAGGAGACAGGGGGCGGUACUCUGGGGGCACCCAUGCUUCCCGAAUGGCUCAGUUAAAGAAACAAGUCGCUCUGUCUGGAAUUAACGGAGGUAUAGAAGGGAACAGUGAAGAGGUCAUCUGGGUACGGCGUGAGGAUUUUGUGCCACCAAGAAAAUUGAACACUGAGCUGUAGACUCUUCACUUUUUGUUAGAUCAUAGGCCUAGCUGUGCCCCCACCCCCACCCCUUACACGUUGUGGAGAAUGACAUUUUAGAAUGCACACUUGCACAUAACAGUUAUGGCAGCUAAACUGAUUGAAACCAUACGGCCUCUCUCUUCUGCUUUUCCCCUUUUAAAGCAACAUUUAAGAAGCAGAGAAAAAGCAAAACAAAAUUCAGAACUGGAAUGAGCUUGAGUCCUUCUUUGUACAUUACCAAGGGCUUUAUUUAUUCUCAACUAAUCAGGGGCUGCAUAUUGAAAUGGGAUGCAUAGUUGUCACUAGAAAACACAUUGCUGUGGGUGUUUUAUAAACGCACACGCACACACAAAAUAUAUAUACAGCAUCUUAGCUUAAGUGAUAGCACAAGCAGCAGAUGGAUUUUGUACAUGACUUGUCAAUCAUGGGUUCAUCUUAAACAAGGAAGCUGCAAGUAAACCAGGAUCAAGUGUCUAUUGAUACAGCAUUUUAAACAUUUUCCCUUCUUAAAGCAGUUGUCAUUGUGAUCCAAAAAGGAUUGUCCCUGCACAGACAUAAGUUUCAGUUCAUGGACUUUCCUUCUUAAUGAGGUACAGCAAGUAAAAAUGGUCUGAGUAGGGGGGGAAACUUGCAUCCAGGGGUAUGCAUUGGUGUGGAACUGCACUGCUGAACCAGUGUUUGGCACUGUCAACGCCAGGGGGUCUUCUUACCUGUUUUGUGGGGGCUAAAGCCAGACUUUCCUUUCCCCCGGCAAAUGAUGGAUACAUACAAUACCAAGCACCUGUUUGGUUAGAGAGAUUCUUGCCUGCAGUAGCAUUCAGAAAGCUUACUGUUGCCAAGUGAGGAUCUCUGGAUCCUAUAACAUGAUGUAUAUUUUAGGAAUGUGUGAGGAAAAAUCUGGAAUUUCUGUUGUUCUCUUUGGUCUGUGACUAGUCUAAUGUCAAUGUCGAAAGUUCUAGUUUUACAUAAAAGUUACAAAAAUGCGAAGCUCUUUUUUAAUUUUCGAAAGAGAGAUCCAGAUUUAACACUUGAAAAGGAUAUUUUUCUGCAUUUUACCUGAAACACAAGGGCACAAAGGGAUGGGAAUUUUUGAGUUUUAGGUUGCAGUCUUGAACACAUUUACUUGAGAGUAAGCCCAGUGGACUUUGUGGAAUUUGCUCUCAUGUAAACAUAUAUGGGAUUGUGCUAUUUUGUUCCAAGCUAGCUAUAACACAAUUCUUUUAGAAAGGAUUUAGGAAGUCACUUUAGUAGUAGUAUCCUGAACUGGAAACUCUUAGGGAUAAUCUCUCUCCCUCUCUCUGUAAAAUAAAAAUGGACAGUUGUACAUAUUUGAGACUGGAAUUGUUAGCAAUGUGAAUAAAUAGCUGAGAAACCAGAAAGGUUAAAUUGAUCCUUGCAGUAAUUCUGUUAGAAUUGGCAGGUUGCAUCUUGGAUGAGUUUGAUCCUUUUUGGUUGGUGAAGUUAGGGCUCAGGAAAAAUUAAUCAUUUUAUGGCCAAAAAAACCUGACCUCAUCCUAUUAUUUUCCUAUGUGAAAUUAGUGUCCAUUAUUACUUGAUGUAUCCCCACUGCUAUAGAAUAUGAACAGUAUUCUAAACAAGCAAAACUCCUUUUCAUUCUUUUAAAACAUCUGUAACAGGGUAAAGAUGUGACUAAAAUCUAAAGAUUUCCAAAUAAUUUUAAAGCACUUUUUUCUUUCUUUCUAAGUAUUUAUAUGCCUUUUCAGUUUUAGUUUUGAUCUGCUAAAGAGGGGAUUGUUCUUAUUUUGCUUUUUUAAAGGGGUAAUUGUAAUAUCUACUGAUGUUUGACACAUUGGUAGGUACAUUGAAAACCUAAAUUUUUAUAAUAGCUUUAGGCAUUACAUUUUAUACAAUCAGCUGUGGCUAUAUUUUGAGAUGAGAACAGAAAAAUGUUACCAAGCAGUAUCAGCUGUCUUGUAUCUCACCCACUAUUAGAUUCUUGCCUGUUUGAUUCUCAGUGCACUAUACUCAACGUUUUGAAAGUUUUAUUCUCUUAACUUUUGCUAUCUUUUGCUCCUUCUUUUUUUCUUAAAAUGCUUUAGCAAGGUUUCUAUACCCUGUGUAUCUCACCAUAUUUAAAUUCAAGUCAAUUGUGUACCAAUUGAGUAGACAUGACAAUGUUUUAGCUGUCCCCAGUGGAAUACAUUAAACCUGUGAAAUGCUGGACGUCCUGUGCUUGGAGGGUGCCAUUGUUCUUGUACAUAAUGUCAUGACCUGUCAAUGUCAAAGGUUCUUAUAUAUUUCUUUUAUAAGCUGAAAGAAGGUCUAUUUUUAUGUUUUUAAGUAUAUGAAUGGAACGUUGUAAAUGCCUGUCAAAUAAAACAGUUCUGGAAAACACUGUAA